Musa acuminata AAA Group (dessert banana) is the source of this 918-nucleotide messenger RNA. Its product is annotated as embryogenesis-like protein. The transcript has 2 exons. The record is from RefSeq and is a predicted model, not a curated record. The coding region runs from base 67 to 510 and encodes 147 amino acids. NCBI's taxonomy places the organism in Eukaryota, Viridiplantae, Streptophyta, Magnoliopsida, Zingiberales, Musaceae.
UCUCUUCUAUCGCCUAACCCUUCAAAUCCUCGACCAAGUCGGCUCCAAUCGAAUUGAUCGUGAGCGAUGCGGCGAAGCGCUCGGUUUCUGCUCCACAAAUCCAUCUCCGCCUUCUCCUCUCUUCCCGCGAUCCUCACAAAACCUCCCACACCGGUCCCCCUUGGUCUCCCCUUCUCGUCCUUCCGCCUGAUGCGAUGCCCGCUCCCCCCGAGUCUUGGCCGCCAUGGAUUCGCCACCGGCGGAGGACCCCUUGACCACAGCAAGGAGGUGGAUGAGAUCAACCUGAAGUUCGCGGAGGCCCGGGAAGAGAUCGAAGCGGCGACGGAGUCGAAGGAGACGAUCUACUUCGAUGAGGAGGCGGAGUGCGCCCGCGAGGCGGUGAAGACGGUGCUGGAUAUGUUCGAAGGGCUGCUGGCGAGGUUGCCUGAGAAGGAUCGGAUGGCGCUGCAGAGAUCGAUGGGGCUGAAGAUUGAGCAGUUGAAGGCGGAGCUCAAGCAGUUGGAUGAUUAGUUCUCGAGAUUCUGGAAGAUCUAUCAUAUAAUUGCUGAUACCCCAUUAACACGAAUUCUUUUGCGAGAUUGGCCUUAUGAGUCCAUUCCUAGAGGAUGCAGGGAGAUUGUGCUCUAGUAGGUUGUGAAGUUGCAUGAUUCAAAAUUUUAAGCUCCAAGGUUUAUAAAAAGAAAAUUUAUGUUAAUCUGUUGUAUUGUUCUGGAAAUAUCAAUAUUGAUAAGCAUUUCUUGAACCUAAUUUGUUGUUUUCCAAAUCCAUGCACGCUUGUGGAAUGUGAGGAUUUUGGUAGUUCUGAGCAAUCUAUGAGAUGUUGCUGUCAUGUGAAUGCAACAUCGUAGAAUUAAUUACAGAAAUCUGAGUAAUCUGACCUAUUUAUUUCUAGAGAAAAUAUCCUAUCCUGAUUAAACA